Westerdykella ornata is the source of this 1449-nucleotide messenger RNA. RefSeq lists its product as uncharacterized. Bases 73 to 1449 code for a protein of 458 amino acids. The record is from RefSeq and is a predicted model, not a curated record. Gene Ontology annotation, molecular function: protein binding. The transcript has 2 exons. NCBI's taxonomy places the organism in Eukaryota, Fungi, Ascomycota, Dothideomycetes, Pleosporales, Sporormiaceae. Gene Ontology annotation, cellular component: Cul4-RING E3 ubiquitin ligase complex.
AUAAACUGUAAAACUCUCACUACACAAAUUGACGGCGCCAGUUGCGCAAGCAGCAAACCUCAACCGCGCAAUAUGGACGGUCGAGAGAUUCCUGGCUUCUACUUCGACAAGGAGAAGGGCAAAUACUUCAGAAUAACAACAGAAGCUCGCUCCGCACCAGGAUACAAGUACACCCAUACAAAUGUUAAGAAGCAACGGGAGCACAAGAGGAAUGAGGCCGAAGAAACGCGCCAGUUCAAACGCCGCAAGAAGCAAACAGUGGUCCUCUCCCAGCCUAGGAGUGCCCUAUCACGAGUUUACCUUGAGCGCGAACUCGGUAUCGCAAGACGGGGUUACUAUUUGCAAUCAGUGUGGCCGGGCGCAGGAAUUGCGGAAUACGACAGUCACUCUGUCAUUCCUCCCUCUAACAUCCGGUAUUUCGAUCGCGGACCCGACCUGUCAGUUCUCUAUGCCGUGUCCGGAGAGACUCAGAUCCUAUGCCACGACCUUAAGGAGGCGUUUCCAGGUAUUCGUUUUCCGGCUGAUACUAUUGCGCGGAUGACGUCGCCGGUUUCCUCAUUGAACUUCCUACCAGCCUCGAGGGCCCUCGUAAUUACAACCUCUGGCUCUGACCGCCCGCCAGUCGUGUACCUCACGGAUCCGGAGACCGAUGGCCCAUAUGUUGGAGAGCAGUUCACACCGCGACACUGCACAAGCAUAUGGGGCGCGUCUCCUAGACCUGACUUCUCCGUCUCAGAGACAGGUCGAAGUGUACCCGCCACCGCGACCGAGGCUGUCGCUGUCGCGGCCUCGUCAAAUUUGCAGCUCUACACGCGUGCACAAUCGGGAAGAUGGGAGUGCGAGGUUUUGCGUAAGUCAACCUCAGACAUUCUAGCGUUAACUUGGCUCUCCGAUACCGCAAUCGCCAUGGGACAACGUGACGGCAAGAUCCUAAUCUACGACACCCGCGCUCACGGUUCCGCACAUAUCCUCUCGCAUUCAGCACCGAUUAGUCACCUCCGUCGCGCCGACGACUUCACGAGGAUAGUCUGUGCGGGCCUCUUCAACACACUCUGCACCUACGAUAUGCGCGCCUCGAAACCACCGGUGAGACCGGAGCACAUACCCGUGACCAAGUGGCGCGGAAGGAACGGACAUCCCUUCGUGGGCUCGCAAUGUAUCACCAAGUUCCGCGAGUACCGGAACAAAGAUGUUCUCGAGCUAGGCAUGGACGUCCACUCUAGACUUGGGCUCGUUGCCGCCGCCAACGAGUACGGGAGCUUGAAGGUGUGGAACAUGUAUACGGGUGCUCUGAUCAAGAAACGGCUCAAUGCUGAUUACGAGGAACCGCGCUUGGGUGAGACUAACGCUGCGGCUAGGAUGAGGUGUGUCAGGUUCUUGGAGGAUGCGGAUGGUGAUGUGAGUUUGUGGGCAAAUGUUGAUGCAGGUGUCACUAGGUUUGAGUGGUAG